UGGCAUGAUUGGCUACCUCACAUAUAUGAUAGAGGAUGGUGAGCGUAGUGAUGAGCGUGUCGUUCUCGUUGAUAUUUCUACGAGGACAUUGGUAUGUGUAGGAUGUUCAGAACUUUCAGAGUGUUAUGCCGUCACAUGAUUAAAGUGAUGCGGCAUCUUGGAGAUUUUAGGGAAGCCAGUAUGAGAAGUAUUCCAGAUCAUUACAUACUCGAGCGAUGGACGUUGGAGGCGAGAAAGAAAGUGGUUGUUGAUGUUGAUGGUUGUGUUGGUCCUUCAGCUGACAGUGAGAAUGAUGCGGGAAAAGGUAUAGCAAUGCGGUACCGAGAAACCACUACAAUGUUGAAUCAGCUAGCAACGAAACUGUCGAUGGCCGAGGAGAAAGACUACGAUAAGUGGAUGGGAGUACUCAAGAAACUGUGCAAUGAGGAAAACAAGGCAUUGUCAAAGACUAUAACUAGCGAGGACAGACGGUCUAUACCGAUAACUGGGCUGACUUUGAAGGAGAAGAGUAAUCCAAGGAGCAACGGUAAGGAACGUUACCAGUCUAAGAAUGAAAAGGAACGCCGUCGAAAGAAACGUUCCUAUAGGAAGAGAAUGAAAUCAAAUGAGGCGGUCACGCCGGACAACAAUACUCAACCGGAUGGCCAUCUUAGUGAUUUGGAUGAUACUAUUGCUCAAUGGUAAUGAAUAUAAUGUUGGGGGGGGGGGGUCGAGUGUGAUCUAUUGUGAUCUGAUAUUGACAUGUGAUUCCAGGAUACGUUUUUUUGAUGAAGUGGAUAUUAAUCCACUUGUAACAGAUACCUUUCUGGGCUAUCUGGAUAUUUAUUAUCAGUGUGCAUGGAUAUUAGUAAAUACUUUCUGGUUACCAGUAUUAUCAAAAGCAGGGGUUCAAUAGCACCAAUGAUUACUUCUUUCACUAGCCACAUGUGCAGGAACUUAGGCUUGGAUAAUAUCUAGGGAUGGAUGCUAUUUAGGGUUGGAUAAAAUUUAGGGAGGUAUGAUGUUUUGCAGCAGGAUAAAUAUCCGAUUUGGGG
Molecule: messenger RNA, 1034 nt
Organism: Linum trigynum
Lineage: Eukaryota; Viridiplantae; Streptophyta; Magnoliopsida; Malpighiales; Linaceae
Source: the annotation of a GenBank genome assembly